Xyrichtys novacula (pearly razorfish) is the source of this 36188-nucleotide messenger RNA. NCBI's taxonomy places the organism in Eukaryota, Metazoa, Chordata, Actinopteri, Labriformes, Labridae. The record is from the annotation of a GenBank genome assembly.
AUGAUGUGCGAGGUGAUGCCCACCAUCUCCGAGGAUGGGCGUGGUGGCGGAGGAGGCGGCUCGUCUUCUCCUGCUGGGGGUGGUGGAGGGAUGGGUGGAGGGAUAGGAGGUUUGGGGGGCUACAGCGGCCGGGAUCCCCGUGGCGGAGGCGUUGGGGUAAGCGGAGGUGGCAGUGACGAGGGAGGCAGUACAGGCAACCUGGAGUCGCUGAUGGUGAACAUGCUGACAGAGAGGGAGAGGCUGCUGGAGAGUCUGAGGGAGACCCAGGACAGCCUGGGGACAGCCCACCUACGGCUAAGAGAGCUGGGCCAUGAGAAGGAGUCACUCCAGAGGCAGCUUUCUAUCGCUCUGCCGCAGGUAUGAAGGCUUGGGCUGUGGUGAUUUGACAUUCAGAACAGAUCAAGAUGAUGCUUUCUCUUAUAAUAUUUACAGCGACCCUUACAGUUUCAUCCAAUGGCAAGCUUUCAGAAGGUAGAGGCCUAGAGCAGAGCUGUUACAAGGUGAACAGCCAUUUGCCUUGAUAGGUUUAAGUGACAAAAACAGAUAACAGCUUCACACAAGCAGGUUGUCUCUAACCGUAACACCUAACAACACUAGGGAAUACGAUUACUUAGGCAAGGUACAAAGUUAGUAAAAUGUUAAAACAGGGCAUGUAGACCUAUGAAUGGAGAGAGGAAGGAAAAAAGAAGAGCCCUGUUUAGACUCUCCCAACUACUAGGCGUUGUCCCGAGGCCUGAACCAGGCCUAACAAGUAGUAUAAUCUUAAUCAAAGACUUCCACUCUCUGCCUUUAAGGGUUUAGAUUAUGUGACCUAAAAGAGAGACUGAACCAGACUGAAAUGAUUCCACAUGAGAGGGGCCUGAGAAUUGAAGGCUCUGCCUCCCAUACUAUUUCAAGAAGCUCUAGUUACCCUUUCAUGAGAGCAUUAAUCUUGACAUGUGAAAGGAAACUGUGGACCUUUUCAGAUAAAGAUAAAGACAGACCAAAGAGGAUUUGGAGAAGUUACACUACUUUUCAGUGGUAAAUGCUGUUUAAAAUCCAGCAUCUUGAUUUGUUAUCCAUGAAAAGUUGUAUAUAUUAUCAGAAGUCAUCCAUGCACUAGCCAACAAUGAAAAGGUUUUACGAUAUUUUUGUACCACAUUGGCUCAAAGUUAUAGAAGUGCAACAGCAGUCACAGCCUUAAAAGGAAAGAGAUAAACUACAUCACUGUUUCUUUGACUGCCAUGCUACUUUGGACACACUCUUGUAUUCUUCAGUGUCAUUCAGAUAUAGAUUAUCAUUUUCAUACACAUUGGAUUCCAUGGCAUUGUGGGAAAACUCAACUUGAUAUGUAAAAAGGAUAGGGCUGAAGAGAUGGGAGUGCUGGCUCACUGUGCUGCAUGUUUGUGUUUUUUAUGAAUUAGGUUGAUGGCACAUGGUUGACAGGUAUGUAGUUUUUUGUCUUGAUAUGAGGUUAAGAUGUAGUUUGAGGUUUGGAUUGUCUUGACUGCAGCUUGGCCUUUGUACUGUCAUCAAGAUUAGUGAGCUUUCCCUUGGGAUCUGAAGUUUCCUGGGCUCAAAAUCACAUGUCUGCCAGCUGUAAAAAGAAAAACAAACAAACAGAAUAACAGAGAGAGAAUACCUGAAAAAUGUUCAUGUGAAAAAGCACCAGAUUGGAAAGGAAACACUCAACUGAAGUAGGACUCCUGCCUGCUGACAGCAGAACUGAUCAAGUAUUAUCAGCAGAAUGUAUUCUUGUACUGUAUCAACAGUACUCAGAUGGAAAAUGGUUUCCUUUCACGCUGAUGAAUUAUUGAUGUGUUAACCUGUAAGAGGGAUUGUAAUGUUGAGUGUGACUCUUUAUUGUAGAUCUGAUGGAGGGUUUAAAGUACACUAACAGCAGAGAACUCCCAGGACAUGUGACAUGCUGAAACUAAAAUUAGGCUUUACAUAUAAUCCACAUAGUUUUUAGUUGCUCUGAGGGAUGAACUGAAAUCUUAAUGUAUUCUUUGGGAUGGGAAUGUAUAUUUCUCUACAACAAAGGGUUUGGGCAGAAAAAAAGAGAAGAUGAGCACAUUGAAAUUUAUUUUAUAUGUAGUUAUUUGGGAACAUCAAACCAAUUUGUUUCUUUGAAGUUACAGUUAUUGCAAAGAAUAGCCUAGAAAGUGCCAAAUAUACCUGAUUUGGAAUGACCUUUGAGUAUGAACGGCAGAUACUGAUCAGGUUUAUGGUUAUCUAUUACAUGGCUUUCUUACCUAUCACCUGGUUGUACCAGAUACUGUUGGUGCACUGAUAUUGGGAUAAAUCAAACAUCUUGACAUCAGUAAAUUAUUCUGACACCAGAGACAACCCAACCUGUUAUUGUGUUGUUCAUGAUUUCACCUCUUCCUGUUAACAGUGUUACAGAAGGAUUUAUAGACAUUUAUGGACAGGGAAUAUUUUUAAUAUUGCUUUCAUUUGAUUGGUGGUUAAUGGCUGACAGAGCAAAGAAGAGCAAAAAAAGGAAAACAGCACACACAGAGUUUUAAUGAAAGAGACACAGACCAGUGAAAGAGAGAUGUCUGUAGACAUGAAUUAACCACAAACUGCUAGAGACCAGAUGAAUGAAAAAAAAACAACAGAAAGGUUAAAGGGAAGAGGUCUUAAUGCAGGUGCUGCUGUUAUUAACUGCAUCUACUGAAAAUGUUCAUUGACAAAGGCUUAUAUUGAGAGUUACCUUGAAUUAGGGCUGUCACAGCAUCAAUUUGUUACCUCAUAAUGAUUGUGGCCAUAUAUUAGUAACAUUAUUACCACAAUAUUUAUGGAAACCUGGAGUUGAAAACGGCACGUGAAGUAAACUGGGAAAAGGCAAGAUAAGGGAGGAGCAACAUAAUCGAUAAAAUGCUCAAGUCCAUCAGUUUGACUUAAACACGGUUGACAUGUGAUCAUUUUCUGAUUGUGUUCAAAUUCAUGAAUUAUCCACAUCACUAUCUGUCACUGAAACUCCUUUUGAGAGCAGUCUAUAAAACAGUAGUUAUGCUUACUUUUAUUUUGAUAUUUUCUGCCAUGCAUUUAAAGUUACUGUAUUUCCUACAUUGUAAAACUGUGUACUAUUUUGAGGCACAGGCUAGAUUGUGAAUUGAAUUGGAUUUGGAUUAAUGCUCAGAAAGUACAAAUUUUAAUCAGUUAGAGAUGAGAAGAGGCACAAGCUCCAGUCUAACUUUUUGAUUUACAAAUAAAAUCAUGGAAAUUUAGUUUUUAAAAGCGCUGAAUGAUCUCUUAGAGAGCUGCUUCAAGCUGGUUCACAAGCAGUCAGCUGUUGCUUCUUCUUCGUUUAUCUGUUUUUCUGACGUGUGAGAACCUAGAUGAACUUACAGUAUAAGCGUUUGCUUAUUUUUAGCACUUAAUCAAUAUUUGGUAUUUUAAUAAAUAUGGUUACAGUUAUAGCACAGCCCUACCUUGAAUGAAAAUGUACGUUUGAUGUGAUUGAAGACAGUGAAGUAGGUGAAUGUUUAAAACUUGAAUGUUAGGUUUAAUAUCAAUUUGUCUGUACAAAGGCGAUAAGUCUAUCAUGGCCAUGGAAGCGCUACCAACUAUUGAAAAUGAGGGGCUAUAGAUUACAGUCAGAAUAACAAUAUAUUAUCCCUUAUAUAAUAAAAACUUCAACUGGUUCCUCCACAAUCAAAACCUUGAAGCUGUAACUGGUAACUUUUGAUUGACCGUCAACCUUUAAAGAUGUCUCAAAAUUUGAUGCUGGCUCUUUGAUUGUACAUUAGAGGCACAGACCUAAAACCUGAAGCUUAUUGUGGAAAUGCUACAUUUAUGCCUUCAGCACAGAAGCCAAUUAUUAUAUUAUCCCACAUCCCUGAGCUGAAGAGCUAAUCAUUUUGCAAUUCCACUUAACAUACAAGGGCUCUAUCUCUAUUUUCAGGCAGGAGUCCUUGUUGGAUGCCUCAGGCGGCAAUGAUGCCUCCCUCCCUUAUUGUUAGUACCUAUUUUUCCCGGUCACUACGCCUGGAAAACCUAAACGGAAUAAGAGACGUAGCAGUGCUGGACUGGACAUUAAAGGACUGAAUUACCUCACUGAGAGGGGGGAUCAAUAUGGCGCACACAUGUGUAGAAAUACACACACAGAUAGAGGAACACAUGGAGGGCCACAACACUUUCUACAGUAGAUGAGUUCAGCGAGUUCGUCUGUGAGUGGAGACGUUGCCAAGAGAGAAAAACAGGAGACAGGGAUGGAGGGAGAGAGUGACAGCAUGGCACAAAAAGAGAGAGAGGGAGAAAACCUGGUGAUAUGAAACACACAGAGACUAACAAAUCAAGCUCAUUUGCAUAUUGCUGCAUACUAAUAAGGUGGCUUCAGGAGUCUGUUUUAGAUGUCGUGGAUCAUUACAGGAAGAUCAGAAUGGAUGAAGGUGGCAGGAAAUGGAAGGCGUAAGAAUGAUUUGCAUCGUUUUUGUGACCGAAAUGACGAAGGGAAGAAUGUAGAAAGCGACUUGUCCAUCUCGCCCCAUCUUUUACAUGAAUUAAUCCCAGAAUUAAGAUAUCCUUUGGGCGCAGAACACACCAUCUGUACACAGCAAUUUCCUCUCUGAUCCUUUCUCCCUCCAUCUUUUGAAAUCUUCCCUUCACUUCCUCUCCUAACUCAGCCCAGCAAGCACAUCAGCUCUGAAGCUCGUUACAUGGUGUGUACUUUUUGGAAUGCAUUUUUGCAGGAAGCGGGUGUGAGGUAAAGGCACCUGUUUGCUGGCGUGUGGGUAAACUGAUCAGUGUUGACACGGAGCAAAGAUUACAGUGGCCUGAUGCAUGCAUAGGUGCUCUUUAAUGGCCUCGUUACAGCUGUCGUUGUGUACUGCCAACAUAGUUUUACUCAUUACUAUCUUGUAGCUGACCAACUGACAUGACCAGAUUUUACCACCAAAUUUCAUCUGGAAAUAUUGAACAUUAGACGUUUCUGCCUAACUCUCACGCCUGUCGAACCUCUAGGCAUUUGUUUUAAUGGCGGGUAAACUCUCAGCCAGUCCUGGUUAUUGCGCAAUCAAAGCAAUUUUAGGUGCAACAUGUGCAAUAAACCUGGCCGUUAAAUUUUAUGUAGAGGUCUGGUUUAAGACUCCUUGUGUCGUUUACUGUGAGUGCCAUGGUAGAUGCGGCAAAGAUUACACUGUAUGUUGUUGUCUCCUGCCAAAAUGUGCACUUAGUAAAGGCAGUAUAAACCUGCAGAGGUUUGAGUGGAAUGAUUAAAUCAAGAUUGUUAAAUCACAACUUUUCUUGGUUGUGUUGCAUGGGCUUACCGAAGUUAUUGGCAGUAAAGUUUUUGAGUCUGCAGUCUUUGUGUUUUAUUUUAUGUCCAAUGGUAAAUGUUUGUGGCAGGUAAGCUCCAGCUGAGAUAUUUCCAAGUUUCCAAAGAGUUUUGUAGCAUGUUUCUACCUGUCAUUACUUCAUUAUUUUAUUGGUUAUAAAAGUAAAAAGCAUUCUUACCAAGCAGAAAAGAGCCAAAAUGAAAACCUUAGCACCCCGCUACCUCCAUCUAUAAAACCAGCCAAGAAAGCUGAGUUUAUAUUUUCUCUUUGAGGGAAUUCUGGGAAAUGAUGGAAGUCAGUAAUGCAAAUUGAAACAGCCACAUCAAGUUAAAACACAAUAGAGCGGCACAUCUCUAUAGAGUGAUUUGGUGUUACAGGGAACCUUACACCAUCAUCAGUGUGUUCAUGACCUCAUGCAGCUCUUGCAGCACCAGUGGCAGUGUCAAAACAAUAACAGCACCCUCUUGUGACCCUGCAGGAGUUUGCAGUGCUGACCAAAGAGCUGAACCUCUGCCGAGAACAGCUGCUGGAGAGAGAGGAGGAGAUUGCUGAGCUAAAGGCUGAGAGGAACAACACAAGAGUAAGAAUGCUCAUUUCCGCUCAAACGUUAUCUUCUUGUGUUUUGAUGAGAAUUUUCCUUUAUGUGUGACCAACCACCUCAGAGACCUUAAAGGUGCACCGUAGAGGAUUUGUUGUACAUAAUCAACAUGUGUUUGCAGCUGCUGCUUGAACAUCUGGAGUGCCUGGUGGCCCGUCACGAGCGUAGUCUGAGGAUGACCGUGGUCAAGAGGCUGACGCAGUCUUCAGCCGGGGUCUCCAGCGAAGUGGAGGUCCUGAACGCCCUAAAGUCCCUGUUUGAGCACCACAAAGCCCUUGAUGAGAAGGUGAGAGAGAGGCUACGGGUGGCUUUGGAGCGAGUGGCAGCCCUGGAGGAAGAGCUGCAGUCCUCCUCACAAGAGGUGAGCACACAUUUCUCAGCUUCACAGUUUGUUUUUUCAUCUGCAGGUUUCAGUGAAUUCAGUGUCUCCUGAUGAUUUUUUUCUUUGCGGUUUCAGGUUGUGUCUUUGAAAGAUCAAAUCAAGCGACGGCAGCAAGGAAUAGACAACGGCAAAGAAGUAAGUGGAUUUCAUUCGUUACUUUUCUUCAGCUAUUUGCAUCAAGGUAUCAUUUAUUCUCGUGUGUAUUUUUGUCCUGUAAAAGGUAGGAAGCAGAGUUGGAACACAUUUAAACUACAUAAGGAUAUGUGCUCCAUUGGAAGGUAAAGAGAGCAGCCAGCAACCUGUCAUAGCACAGCCCAGAAACUUCAAGAGUGCUAGAGGUUAAUUGGAAAUGAUUGUGCUGGCUUUAGGGUGCUCCAGGGGUGGCCAAGGGCACAUGCCACCCCUGGCUGCUAAUCUGUGAACACCCCUGUGCUUCACAUAAACUGAUCACAACUCUUCGUGAGGUGGCUCCAUUCAGAGGAAAAUUGAAAACAAAUUAAACACCUUUUUUCGAGUCCUGCACUUAGAGUUAGUAAAAAGCUGAUUAGAAGUUUAUAGUCCAAGAUCAGAGGUCAGGGCUACACAAAAUCCUAAACACAGUGUUUCUGUUACUUUAAAAGGAGUUUUAUCUUGUGGUUACAAAUGGGUCGCUGAUAAUCUUAUUUUCUUUGAAUGACUUUGUUUUAAGAAAGAUAAGGUCAGAUUUAAGUAAAUGAAACACAGGUUCAUUGCUUUUCUUCCCAAAAAAGUUUAGGCCCAAGAUUUGACUUGGAAAACAGCCAUUGUCCAAGGGUGGAGUAAUGGUCAGGAUCUAUGUCUUUUAAGAAUCCAUGUACUAUUUUUCUUCAUUUAGCGUCUCCCUAAUGGACCGUCCUCAAUCUUGGAUGACGGUGACAUUGACAGGCAGAGAGAGGGCGAGAUCGAGCGUCAGAGGUCAGAGCUGGGCCAGCUUAAAGAGAGACUGGCGCUCAUGUGCAGACAGGUACUCCAUUCAGAGACACUCUUAUGGUCUAAUGCCUUCACCAAAACCAACAAACAAAAAACAUCUCCAGCCAGGAAUUCUCUGGGACAGAAACCCAUGUAUGCUUAUCCUAUGCUGUCACUUCCUGUCAGGUCGGGGAGAUCGAGGAGCAGCUAACUUCUGCCAGGAGGGAGCUGGCCAGAUCAGAAGAGGCCAACCAGAAACUCCAGAGGGAUGUGAAAGAGGUGAGAAUAAACCACUACUGUGUGUCUGUCAGAGUCAUGUCUGUGUUGCUCAUACUCAAAGAAAUAUGUAACAAUUUACUUUGGUACACACAAGAGGUGGCAUGGCAUGGCGACAGUACUGUAGACAAAGCUGCAGACUCACCUUAUUGAUCAUUGUGUUGAAAGAUGAUUAAAGCUUUUCAGGCUGUUUAUUUUGCAGACUUUCUUCAGUGGUCAAACUGCCUUUUCACCAGUAAAGACCACACCCUCAACAGGCUCAAUAAGGCAAAGUUUAUUGACUGUUAUGGAAAAGCAGUCAAUAAGUAGUCGCUGCUGCUGCCUGUUCAGGGAAGCUUAUCAGGGCUCACUUACUGUAGCUCCUUGUUCAUGCAAUACAAGGACUCCUUCUUAGGACCCUGCAGAAGCAGAAAAAGGGAUGAAAUAGAAGAAAAGGGGGCAGGAGAGUGAUGUGGAAAUGAAACCGGGGGAUCUUGCGAAAGAUUUUGAAAACAGAAAGCUAUAAAUAUUAAACAGAAAUUCCAAAAAAAAUCAUCUCUUGUUAUUGCUAAUAAAUCAGUCUGAACUUAGCACAAGUUCUUAAAUGAUAGCUUUGUCCACAGCAAAGAUUCACAAUGACUGAUAAGUUUGGUUGUCAAAACAAAGUAAGGUGAGACUUUUUUGUUUUCUUUUCUUUUCACUUGUUUAGCAUCAAAUCAGCAAAGAGUAAGAAGUACCAUUCUGUCCACAGGGGGCACAAAAUUUGGAUGAAAACUAUCACAGUAGCUUUAAGAUGUAACUAUUGGAGCUUUUUUGCUCAGAGUUUAAGUACAAAGACAAAACUUAAGAUAUAAGUUUUGUUAAAUUUAAUAAACACAGGACAUGUUUGAGUGUUACACUAAUUAAUAAACAAUCAGUGUCAACAAUUGGAAGAGGGCUUUUAUAAUAUAAAGAUCAGCCAUCUAAAUAAGAGACACAAAAGACCCAAACUUCCACUUUCUAACGUAAAGAAACUCACUAAAUGCAGCAACUAACAGCACAGAGAUAUGCACACUGUUUGCCCCCAUCUGCUCCAUCUCAAUGUCCAUUCACCUAACAUUUUCCACUCAUGAUAGGCCCUCAAAGUUUAGCAAAAUUCUCCUCUCAUGUGUGGCUGUGGAAGUGAGCCAUCAGCAUCUCCGCUCUUUACUGCUCAGAGCCGUGCUGUGCACUCUAAUCCUAUCAUUUUAAGAAUGCAGCACAGUCAAAACAACCCUUAUUAGACUGAAAAUUUCACAUGGCACAUAAAGGACUUUUUUUUUGCUUUCAGAAUCAUUUACAUAGAAAAAGGCAUAUUGUUUCUCAAAUAAUGCACAGUGGCUCAACUAAAUGUCUGCAGAAAACGGUGGUGCACAAUGGUGAAACCUGUUAUACAGUUUGUGGUGCAUUUAACCUACUCAGUGUUGAGCUGGUAGGCCCCAGUGUUUUAACAGUAGCUGUGAUUUAAGCAAACAAAAUAAGGUCUUUGUCAUUUUCUGCUGUGAACAGUGAUUAAGGAUCCUCUCCUGAUCAAAAACAAACCUUACAACUUGUAUUUACAGUUCCAGUUUUAAACUCCAACCUGGAUCAUUUUUACUAAUGUGCAUAGAUCAAUUUUUCAUAUUUUGAAAAGACUGAGAAUACUUCAGGAGUUGAGAGCUCUAGGGACUCAUGGGUGAAUGUAGAGCUGCUGUUGGGUGCUGUCAGGUCCAGCUGGCCCAUGUCUUCUGACAUCACUCGGGUUUCUUCAACUGAUCCGUUCAUUCCUUGAAUGUGUAUUAAAGGGACAAGUAUAAGGCAAUUAAACCUUUGCCACACUCUACAGCAUUUUCGCCUUAGAAGUCUGUCCACAGAUGGGCCUUGAAAACAAACUACCAUUCAAUAAAACACUGUUAAACAGAGAGCACAAGAUCAAACAUGACUGCAUGACUUAGUCGUCUUCAGAAACUGUUAAUCUUUCCCUUCUCACCCUCUCUGUCUCUCUUGAACUUGUGCAACUGCAUAAGUGGCUGCUUCUAAAAUCUGUCAACAGCAGCUAUUAUGCAGUCAUUAUCAUUCUUCAGCAUACAGCUGUCCCGGCAAAGUGAAACCCCUUUUCAACAACACACUCUACAUGUGAACAUCACAUGUUCCUCCUCUUUUGCUUACCUGAGCUGCCAUUUUUUUGUCUACAUCCAAAUGAUUACACUUGACUUCCUUUCAUUUUCCCAGGCUCUCUGUCAAAGGGAAGACAUGGAGGAGAGAAUCACCACAUUAGAGCGCAGGUUUGUGUUUUCUCCCCCUGUGUUUGUGAACUCUGUUUGCCCCCCUCAAAAAAUGUGCCCAGCUCACUGCUCCAGCUUUGUGCCUGUUUGUUGUGGUUUGCAGGUACCUGAGUGCCCAGAGGGAGGCGACGUCUCUCCAUGACAUAAAAGACAAGUUAGAAAAUGAGCUGGCCAGCAAAGACUCCCUCUACAGACAGGUGAGAAACCUCUCUUUCAUCCCUGUGUGUGUCCGUGUUUCUGCUCUUGAUUGGCAGCUUGGCGGCAUUUCACGUUGGCACUCUGAGCAUGCCGUCAGUGCCUUUUUUCCCCCAUAGCAUCUUCAAAUUUGCUGCCCUCAACAAUCUCAACUGGAGCUCCUAUUUUCAUUUUCCCUCUUAUCAUGUUUUAUUUGCAGAGCGAGGAGAAGAACAGGCAGCUUCAGGAGCGUCUGGAUGAUGCCAAGCAGAAGCUGCAGCAGACUCUGCAGAGGGCCGAGACGCUGCCUGAGAUCGAGGCCCAGCUUGCACAGAGAGUGGCAGCACUUAACAAGGUGUGUGUGCAUGCUUGCGUGCGUGCGUGCGUGCGUGCGUGUGUGUGUGUGUGUGUGUGUGUUUGUGUGUGUUGCGGGCAAUCAUUACAGCCUGGGUGGUACAUUUUUGAGCCACCUGAUAGGUCUGAAGAGGUAUCAAGAUGAAUAAAUAAGAAACACUGCAGGAAUCCGGUUUCCCCUCAUUUGAAUCCACAGGGGGCGACAGGGUUCAAAUUGCAUCAAGUGCAAAUUCAGUUGUCAGAGUGGUCGACUGUUUGCACCCACACAGCUGCAUAAAAAAUGCACAGUGUGCAUAUGAGUGUGCACCAUGAGCUGGAUGGUGCCUGGGUCAUUUUGGCUUUGGAUGGCAGGGGCAGGACUCAACCUGGGCUGUGUUGCAACAGGAAGCUAGAGUUUUUUACAUUGUAGUGUGGCACAUUCAGAGUAUUACACAAUUUCCCAACCUCUUCUGUGAUUAGUCACAAUAAAUCUUAAUUGAUUGAAAGAACUGCUAUGAAUAUAAAUGCCCAAAAAUGAUGGAAAUGAAGGCUGCCAUAACCACCGUAAGCCCCUUUGCCAUCAUCACAUAUAAACGUAAUUAAGAGUCACCUCUGUUUGAGUGAUAGGUGAAAAAUGUUUAGUGUAAUACAUACCAAACAGAGGCACUGGAAAAGCUGGAAAACUGUUGUAGAAGUUGUCAACCAGGUAAAGCAUCCUUAAGUUCAAAGGAAAUUCCUGUAUAUGCAUGCACGUGUGCAAAAAUCUAUGUAUGUUAGGAUAUGCCUGGGUGCACAGACACAAUUGUUUGAGUAUGUGUGAGUGUGAGUGGGCAAGUGUGGGCAUGUAAACUGGUGCAAGCAUGGGUAUCGUAUAAACGUAUACGUGAGUGUGUCUGUGCAGGCAUGUGGUUGUAUUCAUGCAUGAGGGAAACAGAACACAAGAUGUCAAACGACAGAUGAAUACCAAAUAUUUCAGGCAAAUGGUGCCAGCAAUUCAUAAGCACACAAUCCAAGAUGAAAGCCAGCCUAGGGCUCAGAGUCAGCGCAGCUAUUUGAUCCUUGGGCGUUCAACACGUCAGGAACUGUACACCACACAGACUCUUCAUGACUGACUGGUUUAAUUGCUCAUAGGUUAACCUCUAGCAUUCCUGUUAACACACAUUUUAGUCAUGCCAAGAAAACGCUCACUCUCCUCGCAGUAGCAAAACCGCCUUAAUGGCUGCACUUACUCCUUACAUGUUCAGGCAAGAUAGUUUCCCUGAAAGGAUAAGAUUGAUGCCUGGCUAGACACAGACAAACAAACUUUCAUGUUAUGCUCUGAUCUGUAUAGGCAGGUAACUAAUUAGAUGAGGACUAGGUCAACAAACUGUUUCCUUUAUAUGGAUUUCUGUUAUUGUUGCAACCCAGUUCACGCUCUAGCUUUUAUUCCUUCUUCUUCAAUCAUCCAGGCAGAGGAGCGUCAUGGUAACUUUGAGGAGCGACUGCGACAGAUGGAAGCGCAACUGGAGGAGAAGAACCAGGAGCUACAGAGGGUGAGUCAUGCUUGCUUUUCCAUCUUUCUUUUUUUCUUUAUCCUCCCCCUCUUUCAUGCCUUUGCUUUUGUUAGGCUUUACGCAGCACAAAGGCGCACUAAUUUUCUAAACCCCCUAUUUGACCGAACUCAGAUAGAAAUCUUUGUCUCUUGCUCUCAGUCAAGCAGAAUGCUUGUCAUUAACUCUCCUGCUGCCCUCCCUUUUCCUUUUCUUUUCUUCCGCUCUCACCCAUCUCACUCUCUCUCUCCUCCCCUCAGGCGAGACAGAGGGAGAGGAUGAAUGAUGAACACAACAAGCGUCUCUCUGACACAGUUGACAAGCUUCUGUCAGAGUCCAACGAGAGGCUGCAGCUCCACCUGAAGGAGAGAAUGGCUGCCCUGGAGGAAAAGGUGACCCGCUCAGACACAAGCAGGAUUUCUCCAGAUUUGUCAGAUUAGGAUCUGAACCUCAUAAAACAGAGGCGUUAAGUGUCCCAUUCCUUUGAAUUUGACUGCAAAUUUGUCCUCAUAAACUCCUGGUAUGAGGUGUUUCCUGACGUCUCUGCUUUCAGGAGAGUGACCAGUCAAGUACUGUCUCCUCUCUAUACAGUACCAUACAAUAUGAUACAAUACAAUAUGAUAUGAUAUGAUACAAUAAGAUACGAUAUGAUAAGAUAUGCCACACAGCGAUAAGAUGAUUUGAUACCAUGCAAUAUGAAAAAAGCGAUAUGACAAGGUAUAAUGAAACACUUUGAUACAGUGAAGGGUGAUUCAACACCAUAGAAUGAGAAAGGAUACAGUAAAACAGGACAUGUAGCUGUCGAUAUGAAAUGAUACGACAGGGUAUGAUAAGAUAGUGUAUGAUACAGUACAAUAUGGUAUGAUAAGAUAUGGCAUGAUACGGUACAAUACAAUAUGAUAGGGUAUGAUAAGAUAUAGUAUGAUAUGAUACAAGAGGAUAUGAUAAGAUAUGGCACAAUAUGAUACAAUACAAUACGAUAGGGCAUGAUAAGAUAUUGUACAAUACGAUACAAUAGGAAAUGUUAAGAUAUGGCACGAUAUGAUAGGGUAUGAUAAGAUAUGGUAUGAUACGAUAUGACGGGGUAUGUUAAGAUAUGGUACGAUACGAUACAAUAGGGUAUGAUAAGAUAUGGCAUGAUAUGAUACGAUACGAUGGGGUAUUAUAAGAUAUGGUACGAUACAAUACAACAGGGUAUGACAAGAUUGAGUAUGAUACGAUAUGAGAGGGUAUGAUAAGAUAUGGCACGAUGUGAUAAAAUACAAUACGAAAUGAUAUGAUAGGGUAUGUUAGGAUAUGGUACGAUAUGAUAGGGUAUAACAAGAUAUGACAUGAUAUGAUACAAUAUGAUAGAGUAUGAUAAGAUAUAGUAUGAUACAGAGAUGGGAAAAUGUGGAGUCACCAAGUCAUCGCCAUCCCAUGUAUUUGUUCUGCUCAGUUACUGAACCAGCUGCUUCCAAUGAGCAGCCAGGAAGGUGAGCUCAUCAGUGAAGGCACCUGGUUCAGUAACUAAGCAGAACAAAAACAUGGCAUGGAGAUGACAUUAUGACUCCACAAUUCCCAUCUCUGGUAUGAUACGAUAUGUCACAAGAUUAUACAGCAACAUAAAAUAUAAUGCAGUUCUAUGAUAAAUGAUCAAUGAUAAGAUGAUCAUUUAAAGCAGUGGUAUUCUGCUUUUUUUUGUAAUUUUGAAAACAAAUGUGAAGUUAAAAUUUUGGACAUCAGUUCUAUACAUGAGCAAAGUUUCAGAUUUAUGGUUAAUGUGUGUUGAAGUAAUCCCCAGAUGGGACUACAGAGGGCUCUAAAUGGCAGGAUGCUUUUGGGUGGUGGGGGGACUUAAAGGGACAGUGGCUUUAAUGAAGUGUCUCAGAAAGAGGCUGAAAUCAGGGUUUUCAAAGACAGCAGUCUGAAAUAUGUGAUGACUCUGUUGAACUAUAAAUCAUGUAAAUCUGCUCAGAAGUGAUCAGAGGGACAAUGUAAAACCAAAUAUUAAGCACAAUGACCCCUCUUCAAUGGUAAAACUCAAGAUGACAAAAUUCAUGUAAAAGCAGAAUGGUAGACAGUUAGCCCCACAGUGAGGAGUGGCAUUGAGAAUCUAAUUUGAAAGGAAAUCCGUUUAGUGGGCUGUGUUAUUUAUAAAAAAAAAAAUUAUCCAUCCAUGGCCUCAGCACUGAGUGUACUACUCUGGUCAGGACAGUGGUGUUCUGUCAUAUCUAUAUUUUGUCCAGCCCCUUAUGUAGCAUCGGCUAAUAACUUAAAAGCAUUAGCUGGACUCAGGUAGAAGCCAGCAAUUAGUGUCUCUGAUGACAAAGUUACAGAUUUAUUUAUUUGAAGCCAGAGUGCUAAAAGGAGUUAAAAACACAGAACAGGUUUCUGUUCAUAACAUCAGAGAAACAAGAUGAUCAAUGAAUGCUAGUAUUAAGGAAAAUGAUGGAAAAGUGAAAUCUCAGUACAAAUCCACAGUGGUUGUUGUUUUUUAGUUGCUAAGCCCUGUAUUUUUUCACCUCUAGAACGCCCUGUCUGAGGAGCUGUCCAACAUGAAGAAACUCCAGGAUGAUCUCUUGGCAAACAAGGUUCCUGCAGCUCUGGCCUUAUUCUGUUAGAACUCGUGGAAACACGCCAUUUUUUAACAACUGUAUUUAUUUUCUUCUCCCAGGACCAGCUGAUAGCGGAGCUGGAGAGGCUGCAGCUGGAGUUAGAUCAGCUGAGAUCGAGGCCCGGGGGCUCUUAUUCCAGGUUGGUGCCUCUGAGACAUCCACAACACUCAAGUGUGGCCUUGCAUGACCAUAAAAAUGCUGGUGCUGUGUCUCUUAUCUUGUCAGACUCUGAAAAAUACUGAUUUAAUGCAUUUACACACACAGGAAUCUCACUCUCUCUGAUAGUUUUCUGCAAACCUUUAAAAAGUGAAGUUUAAACUUGUGGCUCUCAGCUGACUAUGUACUUCUCAUAUCUUUCUGUCAAAUGUUCUCUACUCUCUACUUGUUAGUCGAUGUUUGUUUUUGCUUCCUCUGCAGGUAUUUCUUUUUGUGGGAAAUACAAUACCUGACCUGUGUGUCAUUCUGUGGUGAACUGUCUCAAUGUUUCGGUCUGAUUCAUCCUGCAGGGAUAAUUAUAGAUUCAUCUUAUCCUGUGCCAUCUUAUCUUCCUUUCUAUCUCCGCAGUCGCUCUCUGCCAGGAAGCGCUCUGGAGUUGAGGUAUUCCCACGGAGGUGGGUCCCUCCCAUCAGGCUCUACCACUCACCUGGAUCCCUUUGGUAAUGCCUCCACAGGGGGCGUUGUCAGGCGAAGUCACAGGGCUCGUUGGAGCUCGGCCCGAGAGGACUCUACCAAGGUGGGCAACAAACAUCCCAAACACAACACAUAAAUUUAUUUUCAUCUAUCUGCAUCCUUUUUAAAGCAGUGGAUAAUUCAUUUCCAGACAACAAAAUAUUAGUCUGAUAUCCAGCAAAACCAAAACAUCCAAAUCUAAAUUCAAAACAAAGUCAGAGAUUUUUUUUCCUCUGUCAGUGGUCUGACUUUCAAAACCUUUUAAGAAUGUUUUUUGCCAUAAAACCAGCAAAAAAUUCUGUUUUUCACUUCCUCUGCACUUAAAAUGACAGCUUGUAAAGUGUUUACUUCACUUGUCUCAAAAAUGAAGACGAAUCCAAUUAUGGUUGUGCACACAUGGUUGUACUUGUGCUGAUGUUAGUGACAUUACUUGUACCAUAUUCAUCAUCUAAGUUUGGCGUAUUGGAUGCUAGCAUGUGCUCAUGAUAGCAUCCAACACGCAAACUUAGCAAACAUAGAACAGCGGAUUGGGGAAUGGUUAGUUUUACUAAAAGGUCCCAUGGCAUGCCAAUUUCACACAACUCAAAAUAGUCCCCUGGUGUGUUAAAAGCAUAUCUAUGACGUCCUUCGGUCAAAAUUCGAUUUGGAUCAAUUAUUUUAGUGCUCUUUUUAUCAGCUAAAAACAGCUCCGCUCAAAAUCCUCCGUUUUGGGCCAUGUCUCUUUAAUGAAAUGAGCUGCACCUAAGCCACAUCCACUUUACACCCAUCUCUGGAAGGGGCAGUAGGGGAAUGUAGCGGUUUUCUAUCCCUGAUAUGCACCCCCCUCCCAUUAACAAAGUCAGUUUUUCAUGCCAUGACCCCUUUAAAUUGCUAAUAUAAACAGAUUUAGUCGCCCUUCAGAAGUAGUGAUUGAUGAGUAUUUUGGAAAUGUAUGAAAUGAUAAAUGGGUAACGAAUCCUCUUUCUUGCUCCCACUCUGUACAGUACCCAGACUGGGAGAGUGGAGCUCUGCUUGGGACCGGAUUUGAGCCCGGCUUGGAGGUGGGCUGCUCUGAUGAAGAAGACAAUGGGGAGACUGGGUUUGGCUCUGAGCUGCUGUCACCCAGUGGACAGAAAGAUGUGCAGACACUGGCCAUGAUGCUGCAGAAACAGCUGGAGGCCAUCAAUAAGGAGAUCAAGUGAGGAAACACACAUCAGAACUCACCAGAAACUGAUCCAAUAAAAACUCAUAAAUUCAAACAUGUAGGUUUGUUUAAUCUGUACAGCCUCUAAUGUUGAAAAUAUGCACAUAAAAGUCACCUCCUGAAAAAGUAUUUGAGUCAAACUAGGCAGAAAACAAUGAAGGACAUAAUGAGUAACUGAGGAAGCAGGUUCUUGCUGUGUAAAGAAACGUGAGGAUCAGUUAAGAACUGUAAGUUAUUUCUUGUUUGCUUUAAAGGAAAAGAACUUUGCAGUUUCCCGAAAUUGCAAGAACAAGAGGAGGAAACAAGUGCAUAAGCAACAACUUCCAGUAAAGAGAAAGUACCCAUAGCUUCCUCCUCUUUCCCCUGAAAGGGAGGUUUUCUAUCUGGUCAUUAUCUGACCUGAAACAAGUGCAUCAGAUCAAAACUUUGCAAGAUGGAACCGCCCAAUAACAGACAUUGAAUCUGGCUAGUCCAUCUGCUUUGUAAAGGUUGAUAGCUGUUUGCAAUACAGACAUUUAGGCUUAGUAUAGUAUAUGAGUAUGUAAGUAAAUGAGCCAAUUCUGGACUCCUCUUCCUGGUCCGUCUUGCUGUGUUCAGUGUUGGACCAGCUAGAGUGUUUUUAACUUGAAUUUAUUUUACAAAAACAGACUGAUCCAGGAGGAGAAGGAGAACACGGAACUGCGAGCCGAAGAGAUCGAGAGCCGGGUCAGUGUGGCUUUGGACAGCCCGCCCAUCCCUCCGUCCACCCUGGGGAGAGACAGCACAGGCCGGGGGUUCAUCCCCUCGUCCAUCACAUCCUCCACCCUUGCCUCCCCCUCACCCCCAAGCUCUGGACACUCCACCCCUCGCCUGCCCCACUCCCCGGCCCGCGAGAAUGAUAGACAGGUACUGCUGGAGCUUAGGGAUAAACUUCUAUUCCCAUCUGUGUUAAACUUUUCUAUCUUGCCUCUGUCUAUCCACCUCCCUGUUUAUGCAAACAGCUCCUCCAGACUGUGAGUCAUGUAAAUAAAGCAUAAGUAAAUCAUGCAGUCAGGGUCAGGAGAGUUGAAGGUAUUCAUCAGCUCCAUGUAAGUUUGGGGCAGCUGAUUAAAUACCUCGUAGGGUGGUGCCAUGCUUGGUGCCAGACACGCUUGUCCCAGGCUUUACGAAAUGAGUGGAUAGAUUUCAAAAGAUGGUGCAAUAAACACAAAACAUGCAGUCAGUGGUGGUUGUGAAAGUGAUGAUGUUGAUGUGGGAGUUCAGAGGAGAACGGCAAGAACUGUUUAAAUUAUGGUACUAGCUGGAAGAGUAUACAGUGACAGAGAAAACAUUGAAGCAACAGAGCUGAAACAAAAAACUAGAGACAGAACAGGAGCUUCUACUCUUUUCCAAAACAAAAAUUGUGCUGUGUAGACUGACAAAUUAAGGCAGCAGAGGAGUACUCUAAAUAUUCAAAUGAACAGUAAAGAGAAGAUUAUAACGAGCAGGAAAAUAAUCAGCAAACAAAACAAAAACUUGAAAAAAAUCAAGACUUGUUUUUAUUCUGUAAUCUUCAGUUAGUAGGACAAACCUCUCUGAAAGAAAAUCCAAGGGACAGAUAGACUUGCACCACUCACAACUGUGCAUGAACUUCUAAACUAGCACUAGUUUUACUUAAGGCAGGGACACUCCUUACUACUUUUGGACUAUUCAUAGAUGUAAUUUGAAUGUGAUGAUGAGCUGCAUCUGUCAUCACAGGCUUCACUGUUGACAGCAUUUCAUUAAGUGUGUAGUGCCUGAAGAUUAAUAUCUCAAAUCUUAUAUCUGUUUUGAUUAGAUUUAACACAAGUCAUUUCCUCUACAGAUAAGGCGACAAGAACGUCGUUUGAGAGUCAUCCAAGGGGAAGAAACGGAUACAUUUUUCAGAGAACAGAAUAAUUUCCGAGAAUGUUUAUGUUAUGUGUGCAGUCACCUGAACCAGAGGAUGUUACUCACAUGUUAAAUAUUCGAUCUCCUUUUGGUGCAUUUAAGCCCUGAAUGUCAAGGUUCAUAUUUCUCUCUGCUUACCGGACUUUAAAAUGUGUGUACGAUGGAGUAAAUACUCAGUUUUUUUCUAGUGUCUGUAGCUUUUAGCUUCAGAUAAGCUUAAAUUUUGCUUAUAUGUUGCAUUAGCUAUGUUGUGGUUUCAGUUAACAUAACCUGUACCAUAGAAUGUCUAGUUUUUGCUUUUACAGCGUUGAAAUGUUGCUUCAAAUAAGCUUAUAAAUGUAAUCUUUGAAGAGUAGAAAAAGCCAGGAAGGGUGUGUUUUUCCAUUCAUGUGUUCAAUUAAGGCUAAGCUAGCUAGCUGCUUACUAAGACAGAUGAGAGUGUGGUAUAAAUUUUGUUGUUACUUUUAAUCAGGCAGUCUUGUUUAAUUCUCUUCCAUACAUUCACUCAUUUAUUAACUUAUACAUUUAGCAUAAAGAGACAGCAACUAUAAUGGAGCACUUUCGACAGAGGCUAAAAUAAUGGUAUUUUUUAAUACACCAGUAUGAGAAACACAAGGUUUUUCUGAUCUACAGGAAGUAUAGAAUCUGAAAAAAAAAAUGCAUAAUACCCCCUUUGUAAAAACAUUUGCAUGCGGCAGCCUCUGAUUGAAAGGCUUUGUGCUUUUUGAUACUAUCCAAUAUAAAAUGAUCAAAGUAUCAUUGAACUUGCAGCCUAACUGUGUGCAGUGGUAGCCAAGAAGCUUAUUGGUAGAUAAAUAAGCAAUAACAACCAAAGAAAUCAGGGGAAAAUCCUAAUUGUGAUGUAGUUGAGAGAUUUUUCAAUUCCACCUGUAAGAUUGCACAAACAGUCAACCAUCACUAAAGGUAGUGCAAAAUUUGCAAUGUCUCCUCUUUCUGAGAUGAAUGAACUCAGGUGAAUUUAAAUUUGUUCAGCCCCAGUCGUCAACAUGAGUCUGACGUCUUGGCAGUAGAUAAGUAUGAGUGGUAUAGGUCUCAAUGAUUGGGCUAUUUUUGAGAGAAACCAAUCCUAACCCCACAUCAUGAAAACAUUAGUUUUCAAUUAUUCCUCUUUUUAAAAUAUAUCUUUCUUCUUUUUUUAAUUGAAUUUUCCAGAACAACAAAGAGGAUGAUCGGUCCCUUGCUCUCCUCGACUCCACGCCUCCUCCCACUCCUCGAGCCCUGCGCUUAGACAGGAUGGCCCUCACCCACCCAGGAGCAAUGUUGGAUGACCCCAGAGAGUUUCGCAGGUAGGGCAGCCACACAUCAAUCAAACUAAAUCCCAUGUAUUGCCCUUUCCAUGUUUUUCCCUUUAGUGAUUUACUUUGCCCCUCCCAGUCUCUCAGCAGAUGGGAACAGCAGUCAAGAUUCUCUCCACAAAUCCAGUAAGAAGAAAAGCAUCAAGUCUUCCAUUGGUCGGCUUUUUGGAAAAAAAGAAAAGGGGCGAAUGGGCCAACCUGGGCGGGAUGGAUCCGCUUCUCUUGGUAAACACAUGGAGGAUGAGGGAAGAAUUAAAGACAUGAAAUGUAUCAGGUAUCUCUAUGAUCUUUGUUUUUGCUGUGGCUCUUCCAGCAUCCACACCCUCUGAAGACCAGGCGGCUGGUGACCCGAUGGGGAUGAAUAAGACUGGAACUCUGGGUCCAGCAGAUAAAGACCGCCGCAGCAAGAAGAAGUCUGUAUAUUUUGUCUCCUGUUUUGAUCCACUUUGGUUCUCAGAUUGAAAUGAUGUCUCACGCAGGCUCUUCUUCCUCUUCCCAGGCAUGAGCUACUGGAGGAAGCAUGUCGCCAAGGACUUCCCUUUGCAUCCUGGGAUGGACCCACUGUUGUGUCUUGGCUGGAGGUAAUGUGCAAUCAUAGAAACCUCAACAAUUGGACUUUAAAAGUAAAAACAGCUUUAUCCUAAACUGAUUUAACUUUUCCUCAUGCUUUCACAAAUAUUGAAUCUGUUUUCUGCCACUUGCAGCUGUGGGUUGGAAUGCCGGCCUGGUACGUUGCAGCCUGUCGUGCCAAUGUGAAGAGCGGGGCCAUCAUGGCUAACCUGUCCGACACAGAGAUCCAGCGGGAGAUUGGGAUAAGUAACCCACUUCACCGCCUCAAACUGCGGCUGGCCAUUCAGGAGAUGGUGUCCCUCACAAGCCCCUCUGCCCCGGCCAGCACUCGCUCUGUAAGCAAAUUUUUAACAUACUAUAUGGAAAAAUCGGAAAAGCCUCAGUCAAGACGUCCUCCAUAUGAGACAUAAAGUAAAGGAUGAUCCUACUGAAGCAUGUAGAGGACAAGAUCAGCAGAGACUGCUCUGUCCAAAUGCUGAAACCACAUAAACAGCAGAAGUAGCCUGUUGGACCAGGUGUUUUUUUUUUUUUUUUGGAUAAAUAAAUCGAUAUGAUGCAAAAUGAACACAAAAUCUUAAUCUAAAUUUUUGUAAGGCCCUUCUCCACUUUUUUGUAGGAGACUAAAUGUUGGGGGGGGGGGGGGGACAAAAUCUUGGAUAACAUCUCAGAAUGGUAUUGUAGCUGAAAAACAUUUUGCUGUAAACUGAUUCAAACAUUGCAAUUCCCACCUGGCAAAGCUUGAUCAUCAUAGACAUAGGAAACUGGAUUUUUGUGAUAGUUUUAUGUACUUGUGGCUCAGGGCAUUAAUAGAAAAAACUAUAUUUUGGGGGGGGGGUGGCUGAAAAGAAAAGUAUGUGUGCAAAGUUUUGGGACUUCCUAUAAGGUGUCAGAUGCAGAAACAUGUAACACACUCACUUACAACAUGAAUGUAUUGUGUAUGUGAUUAAUGUCAAAAAUAAUCACAGGAAACCAUGCAGCUGAUCAGGUUUCACUGGAAUGGGGGUUCAGUUUAACUGGUUUUAGCCCUUCUUAUGUAAAGGCUGGAGUCCUUGUUGUUGCAGUUGCUGAUUCUUCUCCCAGCCAUGACCUCUGCUGCACAUCAUCCCUCGAACCCCAGCCUCCCAGCCCCCACCCACACACACACACACACACACACACUUUCCUUUUAUCUCCUCUGCUGUCCUAUCUAAAAAACAGCUUAAAAACAAGUGGGUAACCAAAGGCUACAUUUUCCUCAAACUUUGCCUUCCCAUCAGCCGCAAAGACAAACCAGAUGUAGAAAAGAGUUGUAAAAUGUUGUCACGCACGUACAUGUCUGCUUUUAUGUCUCCACUUCCACAGAGGAGAAGAAAAAAACACGGCCCACUCUUGGUUAGUUAAGUUUGAAGUUAAUUCACUGCAGGAAUCACAAUAAUGAGAAAAAGGACUGAUCACACAUUUGAUCUAACACAUUAUACAGACUGAUCUGAUCAGUUCACACCAACCAGCUGCACCCCUUGUUCAACAGAAUCACCAUGACGACAACAAAGCCAUCAGCUGGUGUGGUUGUCUAAUGGUUUUUGAUGAAGUUCUUUGCAAAUCAGUGCUGAGCCAAUGCUUCAUGUGAGAAGAGAAGAACACAGCAAAAAGUGAAACCAUGGUUUAAAAAAAAUGGAUUUGAGGCCAUCUGUGCCAACUGUAUUGUGUCACUUUAUAUUUUUGGAGCACUUUUUAUAUUAAAGAUUAAACCCUGUUGUCCCCUUAAGUAACCCCAAAAAGUGACUUCUACCUUUUUCUAAAAAAUCAGGAUUACAGGGUUCCAGCUAUUUAUACUGUCAAAACUAAAAUUUCAAGAAACUAAUCCACUUUCCUCAUCUCUCAUUAUGAAGAGAAAGCAGAUGAAGACUACAGGAAAUAAACUCUUUAUUUAAUUGAUCAUAACAGUAGUGCUCACUGUUGCUAAAUUAAACCAGAUUUUCUCAUCACUAAAAAAUAUUUUUCUUUGUAUCAGACAAACUUUUUUCAGGCUAUCAGAGGCUCUCUGACACCAGAUGCUGUUUUAAUACUUGCUUUAUUUUAAUCUUUGCAGUUAAAACUGUUUCCUGAUUCUUUGACUUCUGAUUAUUUUCCCCAUUAUUUCAUUUUCUUAUUCCUUUUUUUCACAUUACUUUUAAAUGUACCCUGUUGUCUUUUGAAUUACUUCUAUACUUAAUGGCUUCCAUGUUGUCUGUUUUUUCUCCUCAGUCGACCAGUAAUGUAUGGAUGACCCAUGCAGAGAUGGAGUCCCUGAAUGCUACCACCAAACCUCCGGUCAGUGCCACCCACUGUCCUGUCUCUGUUCUGAAAACCCAUUUUGAGUUCUUCAUUAUGAUUUGAUUCUGUUUGAAUUCUUUUGAAUGUUUUGUCUGGCCUUAAUCAUGUUGACAAGUCUCCCUCCUCCUUCCCCCUCUGUUUCUUUUUUUAAAUUUCUUCCUCUGUACGUCUCUCUUUUUCUUUUUCGGUGGGUCCAGGCCAUAGUGUUGAGUGUCUUCUUCUUUCCCUCUGGUUGCUGUUUCUGUGUGAACUGCUUCCAACUAAUUGCCCGUUCACUAACACACUAUUCCUUCCUUUUGUCCUCUUUUCCUGCUGCUGCUGGUGCUGCUGCUUUGCCCUCCUCCCCACCCCCAUCCCCUCCAUCAUCUCUCUGUCCAUUCACCCUGAUUUUGCUCCCUGCUCCACCUCUUCCCUUUCCACCUCCACGUCUCUCUCUCUCUCUCUUUCUGGCUCUGUCUCUCUUUGUCUGCCUCCUGUCUUCUGUCGGUGCUGCAGGAGCUAAAGGAGUUCAGCUGGGAUCAGGUAAGGAUCAACUGCACCUUCUCAAAAAGUCAAAAUUAACAGCACAUGACUGUCAGUAAUUUGAUCUCCACUGAGGCCAAAGUGAGUCAUGUGCACCAUCACAUAUCAAGCCGAGCGUGAAUCAGUGUUGAUCAUCUGUGGUUGGUUGUCCCCCUCCAGAUACUGGCCUAUGGCGAUAUGAAUCAUGAGUGGGUGGGAAACGACUGGCUGCCCAGCCUGGGUCUGCCACAGUAUCGCAGCUACUUCAUGGAGUCCCUGGUGGAUGCUCGUAUGCUGGACCACCUGACGAAAAAGGAGCUGAGAGGACAGCUCAAAAUGGUGGACAGCUUCCACAGGUAGAGCUUGUUCCUUCUACAGCUGUGACCCAUGUGCUCCACAACCACUCCUCUGUUUUUUUGCCAUCAUUUGGCCACAUUUAAGCUCAUUUUUAGUCUUAUUUUUAUGUUAUUUGGUUCCCCAAAAAUUUUCAGAAAAAUCAGGGACAUAGUUACAAUCCCAAACUUGAACUUUAAAUUGUCAUUUAUGUUGAGUGUUAAAAAGAAGAGUAGAAGAGUGAGGAAGGCUCAGUUUCUCUGAAGAACUUCUGGUUUGCAUUUUCUUCAUCCAUAGACAUCUGUAUGGCAUGUUGGGAAAAGUUCUUAUACUUGCUGUACAGGUGUCAAAUUGCUGUCACUGGUCUUUUACAGUCACCCCUAUAAGUAAAGUUAAAUGCAGUUACAUAUCAGUCUUUGAAGCCUGCACUCAGCUCCCUCACACACAGGGCAUGAAGGGGCAGAGCUAUGACACAGACAGGACCCUAAAUGAUGCUUUUGUUUGGUAGUUUGGAGCAGAGGCGAGUGCAUCAAGAGGCUGCAAAAACUAGACUUGUCUGAUCAGACAUUUUUCAUUUCAACCAGGAUCACAUGUGGUCUGAACUGUGCAUGGUUCAACUGAGAGCCAUUGAACCACUACCUGUAAGAAAUAUAUUUAGACAAAAAUCUCAUCUUGCUUUCUUUUGAUAGUGGAAUCACUGUACAUCAGUGUGAGUCACUGUGAAUAUUUGCCAUGAAAAAUGUCAACAAAUACUAUUUCAGCAGCAUGCUGUCACUCACCAUCUGACACCUACCCCACAGCAGGGGCUACAAGCCUCAAAAAUAAAUUCAUCAAAAUAACAAAUGUUGAGGUGCUUCAUGGCCGACUAAAAACUUGGAGCUUUAAGUAGUUCUUUUAUAGAGAUAUUGCUCAUGGAAACAAGCUGAUAGAGUAACUAUUAGUGUCUAUAUUAGUAUGAGUUUAAUACUCACCAGAUACAUUUGUACGACGGAGUAUAAGGGCCACAUUAAGAAAAAAAAAUUAGACUUCAAGAUUAAAGUCGUUAACUUCAAAUUCAAAUUUCAAUCAAAAUUCAAUCAGUCAAUCAAAUUUUAUUUAUAUAGCGCCAAUUUACAACAGUCGUCAUCCCAAGACGCUUUUCAAAGAACAAGAGCAGGUCUAGACCACGCUCAUUGUUAGAUGAAUUAUCAAGGCCCAACCUAAGAUGGGUUUUGGCCCAUCUCAUCUAACGUGAGUAACAGUGGCAAGAAAAAACUUCCUUUUAACAGGCAUAAACCUUGAGCAGGACCCAACUCAGGCCAGACAGCCACCAAGCCGCUUUUGGGUUGGGGAGGAAUUCAGAGAGAUAGGAGGAGAGAGAGAACAAGAGAGAGAGAGAGAGAGUAAGAGAGAGGGAGAGAGAGAGAGAGAGAGAGAGAGAGUGGAGAGAGAAAGAGAACAAGAUAGAGGGAAGGAGAGAGAUAAUGAGUAAGGGAGGGAGAGAGAGUAGAGAACGAGGGUGAGAGAGAGAGAUGGGACAGCAGCAACAUUUAAACAACAACAACAACUCAUGUAAUGGUGAAAAAAAAAUGAAUUCAGUUUACAGGGUUAGGAUAUGAGUAAUUAUGGACUAUGUUAAAUUAAUUUAAUGUGAUUACAGUCAGCAGGCCUAAUAGUAGUUAACUCUAGCUUUAUGUUAUUAAUGUCAUGUCAUGUCCACAGCAACAGUCCAGAGGAACCCAACUUCCGAGAAUAAAGUAAUUACUAAGGAGAAUAAAGUCGUAAUUAAGUAAUAACUUACGAGAAUAAGGUCAGAAUAAAGUCCUUAUUCUAACCUGUUGAAUAAGAUGACAGUUGUUGAAAUGAGAGCCAUGGAGCGUUUUUUGAAAAUGUACUAUAAUAUAGAUUUCUCAAAGAAGGAGAUACUUAAUCUUUUAGCACAACAGCACCACAUUGUUAUAAGUAUCAUAAUGAUUUUAUUACGACUUUAUUUUUGUAAUUUAUUACUUUAUUACGACUUUAUUUCUGUUAGUAAUCACUUUAUUAUGACUUUACUCUCGUUAGUAAAAUGGGAUUAAUGAGACUUCAAUCUCAUUAGAAUUGACUUUAUUGUCGUAAAUUAACGACUUUAACAACUUGUGGUGAGUUCGGCCCACUCUUUAGUGUCUAAGCUGUUUCUGUGAGGAAUAGAAAAUAUGAAGGUGUUAACAGAUACUGACUGAGUGCUGCUGCUGUUGUUCUAACACUCUGGCUGUUCAGCUGUGUGUCUCCAGGCUCUCUUAAAGUUCUCUUGAGAGGUCAAAAGGAGUCGGCUGGUGUUAAUGCUCUUUGAGUAAAGGUGAGAGUGGAAACACGCCCCUCAGUUAACCUGCUUCACUCUCUCUGCCUCUUUGACCUCUCUCAGGGUCAGUUUGCAUUACGGCAUCAUGUGCCUGAAGCGUCUGAACUAUGACCGCAAGGAGCUGGAGAGGAGGAGAGAGGAGAGCGCCCACCAGAACAAAGGUGAGCACUGCUAUUAUCUCAUUAUUCGUGCCCCUAUUCAUGUGACCCCAUCCACCCAGCUAAUUCCUCCAUUCACCUGCUGCUUUUGUCUUGUUCAAAGCAUACCUUAGUGACCCCUGUACAAACCCUAAUCAUCACUAUUAUUGAUCUAUUAUCAACCCAUUAGUUUAACUAAAUGUUCUAUGCAUGGUUGUUGUUUUUUAAAAGCAGUCCAGUAUAAGGGCCUGUGUCCACUCACACCUUUUUACACUAGCUGUGUUUAUUUUUUUCUAGACAAAACUUAUGAAGUUUAGAGUUUUUUUCUGCCCCCACUAUCCAUUUGCCAAAACACCGGGAAGCCACUGUAACUCAAACACAAGGGGGUCUUAACCACCUCAAACUUCACACAUAAGAUGACAGUAAACAUCUUUAACAUCUUAAACAUCUAUAUGCCAGUGCUGCCAACAGCUUAUGAGGGGCAAGAAACCUGCCUUCAUGUGAUUUAGAAGAAAAAUAAUGAAUUUAAUAUGUGUGCUCAACACUUAAUGUUGUUUUCCUAACACACAAACAUUCUUAGAUAUAUCUGUACAGAAACAAACUCUACAGCUGCUCAACAUCCCAAAACCUGUCCCAGCCCAAUCUGCAACAAACCCUGAUGAGUAUUAAGGUGCGAGGGCCUGAAAGAAAGAGAAACGAAACACACUCGUACUAUUUCCAGAUGUAGAACUGCUAGCUAUUUUAAUAAAAUGCCAUUGAAUUGAAGCAAAUGUGAUGUGGAGGAAGGGCCACGGGCAACUUUUGUUUUACAAAAGUUGAAAAAAAGUUAACAACAGUAAGCACUUAUAAGGAGUGCUCUCAAAUUGAGGUUGUGGGCACUGCCGGCACAAAAUCAAUCAGUCAAUUAAUUUUUAUUUAUAUAGCGCCAAAUCACAACAAUUGUUACCUCAAGAUACUUUCCAAUAGAGCAGGUCUAGACCAGACUCAUUGUUUGAUGUGUUACAAAGACCCAAGCUCAAGAUGGGACAAGAUUGAGCCCCAUCUAGAGAUACCUGUAAUGUCAUCUCAAAUCAACAUGAGUGAAGCACUUUCCAGUAUUGAGCAAGUUAUGAUGGCAAGAAAAAACUUCCCUUUAAACAGGCAGAAACCUUGAGUAGAACCAGACUCAAGAGUCCAGAACAUUUUGCUUGGAAACGAAUCCAUUAAACUGCAUGUCUUCAACGUAGGGUAAAGGAGGGACAAAGGGGUUUCCAGGACAUCAUCAGCAAUAUACCACAGUAAUAUGGUGACAUAAUGUAUGACUAUUUUGGUCAUGAGCUUGCUUACAUAUCUAAAAUAGGGAACUGCAAGCAGAAUAAGACACCAAUAACAAAAUCUUACCAACACACGACCCUUCAUCACACAGUCUGAUUUUUACUCACUGUAGGUUUCGUGCAAAAUGUCAACAUGAGCCAGGAGGACCUAUUACUGAACAUCCUGGAUUUUGCAUUGUAAUCUGUUUUAGGAGACAUAAAAACAGAAUCAAUCAUAGAAAAUAAGUGUUUCACCCCACUAAUCCAGGGAUGUCUUCCUUGUAAGCAGCUGUUUGGACAUCCUCACAAAUCUCAUCCUAGAUAAAGUCUGACAUUUAUGUGUGACGUUUGGGGGUUCCCAUCCCAAGUCUCUGCUGAUGGUCUAAUCUGGUGCUGAUGGCCUGGGCCUGAACUUCCGGAAUUGAUGAGAUGAUGAAACACAAAAGACUUAUGAGGCUUGGCAUGAUCAGAUGAGCCCAGAUGUUGGGGUAGCAAAAUUUUUAUCUUUAAGAAUUAAUACUAUUGAAUCAGGAUGCUGGUUCUUUCUUCACCUCAUUUAUGUAUUGGCUUAUUUUUCAACAAGCAAGAGAAAAUAAGAACUACUGUAUGAACGAAUUGUAGAAUGAGCGUUACUUAAGUGUACUGUCUGUAAGUAUAUGCCUAAGUUCAAAAUGAUAAUGGAAAAGAAGAUAAGGACCACAGGAAGAGUAGUUACUACAUAUCUUGUUGUAAUAAUAGUGGAUCCAAACUAAAUCAAAUCAAAUCAAAUGUGUAAUGGUACCUUGGGGAAAACAUGACCAAUUAAAGAGUGUGCCAUUACAAUUCUUGCUUUUGCCAUUAAAAGGCUUGGAUUGUCAUUCUUUGUGACCAAAUUACAAAAGGCAUCAGUCAAUUUUUUUCUAUUUUGUUGGCUUCUGUUAUUCAUUAAGACCCCAACAACAAAAAAAGGAUGAAUCAACUGCAUAGAGCAGUAGACUGGCUGUCAAAGCUCCUGUUAGGGAGUUUUUGUGCUUAUAAAACCAACUGAAAUUAUGAAUGAUGCUCUUAAAUGACCUAGAAAAACAAACAAGAACAUUACGAGGAAGAGAGUUUUUUCAUUAAAGUUCCUGUUUAGUAACUGGAAGGGCUGCCUCCAAGUAGGUGCCAGAUGGGAUGAUAAAGCAUAACCUGACAAACAGCUUUUCGAUAUUCACAAUAACUAAAAUGUUAGACCAUUUAAAGACUGAGGCGUGACAUUUUUUGGCAACAAAAGGUGAUGCGUGUUUAGGAGAAGAUGAGCAAGAAGAUUAAAGACAUAGCAUUGUACAUGAGGGUGAGGAUGGGGACUACCACAGACUAAAAGUUCUUCAGAGGAACUUUAAACACAGUUUAAAGACAUGAAUUUGAAGAUUCUAAAUCAUCAUAACCGUUAUCACCAGAACACUGUCUCUAUGUUUUAUGUUAUUUGACAUAAGAGGGAAAAGAAAUAUCUUCCUGAGCUAUGCAAUCCACAAAAAUCCUUAACUUUCUCAUUUCAGAUUUGUGGGAUUUAGUCACUCAAAGUUAAUACGGACUGACUUUCUCUCCGAAUUUUCACUUUUUCUCUUAGAAUUAAAGGAUUACUCACUGGUUAAUCUCAUAUUAAUCUUGGAAUUCUGAGUAAAAAGGCAGAAUGGACCAUUUGUGACAUCUUAUUCAGGGUGGGGGUGCUCUGUCUAUGUCUUUCUGUUGUGUUUCAGAUUGUUGGAUGUAAGUUGCACAGACUGCAAUGAACUGACAAAUUUUGGACAUUUUAUUGCUCUCCAUUUGAUAAGCAGCCACAAACACAAUGGGCUACAAAAGUUCAGACAUACAUGAUAUUCGGAAUUUUUUUCUUUUACUUUUUAUUGAUUGUGAAAUUAAUUUUAAACUCUGGAACAAGGUCAGAGCUCCAACCCUGUUUCAUAUAUUUUGCAUAUCAAUUAUUUUUACAAACUUGCUGGGGUUAAAAACGCGUACAGACCUUCUAACUCCAAACAUAACAGGAGUUUUCUUUGUUUGGUCUUUCUACUACACUGCUAGCUGGAAGAUGUUCAGACCACCUCUUAGUUAUUGCUUUCCCCUUGAUUCCCCUAAGAGAUUAUAAACCACAGCUUUCUAGAGCAAUUUGACUUGAUAAUGAUCACAUAAAUGUCAACACUCUCAGUCAUUAAACAAACCCAAAUCUCCCAUUCUCCCAAUGCUCUGCCUCAGAAUACACAUGUUGUACAUUUACAGUCAAUUCAUCUUGGCUGAUUUCCUCCCAGAAGAAUUUUCCCAGUCAGGAAAUGUGUGGGGUUUUUGUUUGGCUGAUGCCUGGCUUGACUAUCACAGUCCAUCUAAGUGAAUCCAUCAUUUGAGUAGGAAUUUUCAACCAUUUUUCUUGAUCACCCGGUGAUACUUCAACGACAAUUAACCCCUUUGAGAGACCAUUCAUAAGCCAGCCUAAGCUCAAGGAUGUCAGCAGAAUAUUAAGAAACUCGAUCUCGCUUAUAAAAACAGCAGAUGGAUGCCUCCUCCCCUCUCCACCUCCUCCUCCUCAUUUACCUUUCCUUCCUUUUUCCCAGAUGUGAUGGUGUGGUCCAAUGAGCGUGUGAUGUGCUGGAUACAGACUCUGGGCUUGAAGGAGUAUGCAGACAACCUGCGUGAGAGCGGUGUCCAUGGAGCUCUGCUGGCUCUUGAUGACACCUUUGACUUCACUGACCUGGCCCUGCUACUGCAGAUCCCCAAUCAGAACACACAGGUAAACAUGGCCAUCAGUGAAGUUACAGCUGUUCUCCACAGUCAUUUUACCCUCCAGAUCAUCAGCUACCUUUACCUGUUUGCUUGUUCUGUUUUAUUGUGUGACUGCAGUUUUCUAAGCAGUUACUCAGGGCACUAUUGGGGCACAUAAUAUAUCACCUGCUUGAAGAAAAUGUGACCUGGGAGCUUUGAGUCAUCACAUUGCACUUAAGUCUUGAAUAUUUGUCAACCAAAUUAAUCAAUAUGUUAUAAAACCAAACUGGCAAGUCCAUGGUUAAACUUCUGACUGAAAGAAUAAUGAGAAAAGGCAUAGUAUACAUAAUAGUAAGCAUAAAAAACAUUCAAAAUAAGUUUACAAAAAUCAAAAUACUUUCAUUCAAUCAUACAGGCUGUUAUAAAACUCUUGACACCCAUAGUUUGCUGCCAAGUUUUUACUCUUACAGAUGAUAAGCAUUGAUCAUAGACUGUAUAAACCAUGAACUUAGUUUAACUGACAUAUCUGACUGGUUUCCAAGGUAGUGGUCAUAUUGGCAAUGCUAACUCCAAGUGGCUUCCUACCAGGGCUGCACAAUUUUGGCAAAAUUUUUUCUUUUUUUUUAAUUCUCUGAAAACGUGAUUUCGAUUUCGAUUUUUGAUUCAGUGACAACUUCACCAAACUUCCCCUUAAAAAAAGUUUUUCUAUCAUCUCUCAAAACAAAAUCGCUGAAAAUUAUGUAGUGCAUAGGCCAAGCCAGUAAGUGGCACUGUAAUGCUGCACAGGAAAUGCACAAACAACAGAAGAGUACAAAGCAUGCGUAUCAAGGUUGUUUUAGCCGGACACGAACAGGCGCCAUAAAAGAAUUACACUAUUUGUGAGAUAAUUGUUUUGAGAGAUGCAGAUAGGCAGGUAGUUGUCUAUGCACUCUCUGACCCGUUUUCAAAAAGUACCAUUUACAGUCACCUGAAACACUGUCUCCGUGUGGAUGAAACACCAAUACGUCAAAAAUCUUUUGCGUUGACUCCUGAAUUUGUUUCCGUGUUGAUGGGAGCAUACCAUCCUCAGACAGACUUUUCAGCAGGGAGUCGUUUGCUCUUCGUCCAAAACUGCAAAGCCGUACCAGUUCCACACAACUUACUUGCUCUUGCCCUAUUUAGCCAUGAAACUAUUGCCUUCUUUUACAAAUGCCAUGCUUGUUUACACUGGUGUGUGUGGGAACUGGGGAGUGCUCUUGCUGGAAUUGGGAGCCUAUGGUGGCCUGGAGGCGCAAGACAUGAUAGAGAGAAAAAUUGAUUUGACAAAUUUAAGUUUUUUAAUAUCGUCAUAAUUAAAUAAUCUGAAUACGAUCAGACAUGUAUUCUUUUCACAUAACUUGACAUGUUUCGGCGGAAGAUUCUGCCCUCGUCAGAAGUGUCACUUGGUAGUAGGUGUGACUCUCCCGUCGAAAUAAGGAAACAGGGCCCAGGGACAGUGAACAGGGAUGAGGGGGCAUACAUGCUCUCACACACCUGGAGCAGCGUCCUGCAGAGGCGACAGACAGCAGGAGGUGUGACCUUUCCUGUCAAAAAUAUUGACAGAAGGGUCACGCUUCAUUAACACUGGCUGAUAUGACGCGUCACACCUGCUACCAACUGACACUUCUGAGGAAGGCGGAAGUUUCCGCCAAAUCAUGUCAAGGUACGUGAAAAGAAUACAUGUCUAAGAUAAAAGAAAACAGAAAACUAUUUCUAAGUAACUGAAGACAUAAUGACCAUCUUUCACCUACAAUUUAAAAUCAAUUAAUCGUGCAGCCCUAUCUCUGACUACUUUAGAAACUGGCAAAAAGGCUACAUUAAGACUAUAGUCUUGCCGCCUAGCAGGCAGCUACUUCACGGACACCUGCAGACAAAUUAACCAUACCUCUAAUUAUUUUUAACUCUUAUGGCUCAUUUAUAUUUCCCAUAAAUUCUCUUUCAUUUUAAACACUAUAACCAUCAGUAGCCACGUAUGUUCAAAUAUCCUUAAUGGAUGUUUGACUAUACUAUAAAUCUAUUGGAGGGUGCUGGCACAGACCACCAUUUCUCUGUUGCAUUUCAACUGGCAAUCAGUUCCUGUCAGAUCUCUACCCAACCGUUCUGUUGAAUAUAUAUGCAUAUAUAGACUAUAGUCUCUAACCAACUCAGGCAAUCUUUUCUCAAAAAAGUUUUCCAAGUAUUCAUCUUGGUUGUGUUUUGCUAGUCUGGCUUGAACUGAUCAAGGCCUCCAUUUUGAGCGGUCCUGUAAUGUUUGGUGUGUAUUUGUGAGCUUCCAGAUCACAUGCAGAAAUACAACUGAAAUGCACAGUGACAUGGGCAGAAGGCACCAUCCAUAGCCUUUUGCACAUCAGAUGAAAAGGAUAAAUGAGCAUGUAAGUGCCAUGAAUAAGGGUUAAGCUAGGCUAAAGUGGACAUUUGAGCAUCAACAGUUUUCAAUUUACACUUGGGCUUCAUUUUCCAACACCAGAAGUUGCUGCUUGGCUUCAAAGAACCAUUUUCUACAGUGGGUUGUUUUACCGGUGCAGAGGCUGGAGUCAAACUAGAGAACCAGAUAACCGUGUAAUGCUAGCAUGCGUCUUUGCAUUUAUAGCUUUUUAACUUAAAGGGGUAUUUCUGCUACCUCAUGUUUCCGUUAGCUGCUGAUAGACAGAUACGGAUAGGCAUGCAUUCAGUAACUCACCACCCAGUAAAGAUAUAGUUAUUUUAAGGCCUCUGUGUCCUACUCCUAUCCUGACUCAGGCAAUGCAAACAUACUGUACUGUGUCAUGUGGGCUAUUGUUUUGCAGAUGAGCCAUGCAGAUGUCAAUCAACUACAAUCAACAUGUCUGGAAACUGUGAAACCACUUAUUGUAUUGUAUGUAUUUAACUCAGGUCAAGUUUCCGGACACUUUGGCAGCCGUAACCUACAGCCAGCACUCUGACCCUUUUCUAUGCAGAACAAUUUUAUUAUUUAAUUUUCCUUGAUGGUACUUAUGAAUAGCUUCUUUAAUAGCAUUACUUUUUCAACAUUUAUGAUCAUAGCAAAAAUGCUAGGACCCUAAUGAUCAAAACAACAUUAUAUGGUUUAAAUCUGAAGGUUUUAUGUUCUCAAACUGAUGCAUGAUUCAAACAUCCUUCUAUGCCUCAUGUAAAAGCAAGAAUGAUACAAAACCAAAAAUCAUCAGAGUGGCUAAGCAGGCAGCCCUCUGGACUCAAAGGGUUAGACAACAACCAUGACCAAAACAAUCAAGUGUGGCCGGGGACCUUUGUUGCAUCUCUGUCCCUGUAAUUUCCUGUCUGUUCUUUGCUGUCUUUAAUAAAGGGCUUAAAAUACCUCGUCUGGUUUAAAGCAGUUCAAACAUGAGCUAAUGAAUGCCAGCAGAGCAUGCCCGUCUUUAAAAUGUGUCAUCUGAGGAGUCCAAAUGAAUCUUAAAGCCCUGCAUCACCUCUCUCCUGCAGGCCAGACAGCUCCUGGAGCAAGAGUACAACACGCUCAUCUCCAUGGGAACCGAGAGACGACCUGAUGAGGUCAGCAUGCUAAUCAGCUUCAAAAGAUUUUUCUGUUAGAAUUUGACUGAUGGAGGAUUUUGUGUAAAACCAUGUUUUUUUUCACACACUCUGACAGGAUGGAACAAAGACGUUCACACGCUCGCCCUCCUGGAGGAAGAUGUUCAGGGAGAAAGACCUCCGGGGCGUGACCUCCGACUCCGCCGAGACCCUGCCUGCUAACUUCCGUGCCUCAGCCAUCGCCACACCCUCCGUUACCCUGAGAAAGGUUCAGAGUGAUGGUGAGUAUGACACAGGACCUCUGACACUUUCGUGCUCAUGUUCAACUUCUCAGAGGCCCUGUAGGCAUGUCCUGAAUUAGACGAUGUGUGAAGGAAGACCUGUUACUCUAUACGCCGUUACUCACAUGACGAGCAUGACAAGACUCGGGCCAAAAGGUCUGCUAUGGCUAGGUAGAAGACUUGGUCCUGUUGAGGUACAGCUGAUUAUGACCUGUGUUCCCAUGGGAUACAAUUUGUAUGAUUGAUCUGCGAAAAAUGAAUUGGUGAUUUAGUUAAUGCUAAAAAUUGUGCAAAGUGGUCAUUACAAUUUCCAGAGUCCAGUGAGGUGUCUUCAUAUUAGUUCAGUAUUUUGAUAUUUCCUUAUUUAAUGCAACACAUAAAAUAAAAGAAAAAGACUUCUUAGAUGGGCGAUGGUCUUAAUUCGUAUAUCUGAAAGCAUCAUAAAGCUCAGCAGCUUUCACUGAAAAUCAGAUUUUCAGAAAUUAAUACAUGCAUUUAUCAGGAGUAGCCUUGACAACUGCAGUGGUCUGUUCAGCGGCCUCCCAAGCUCAAAGCUUCACAUCAACAUUAAAUGAAAGGAAGACUUAGUUGUAGCAGUACAAGUUCACGGCAACAGAAACCUGUCAAAUACAAGAGCCCAAAAAGUCCCUGAAAUAUAAAUAGUCUUCAACUAACCUAAAACCUACUGAUAUGCUUUUAUGUGACACCAACAGAUAGAGAGAGACAAAAAAGGAAGGACAGAAGCUUAAUGAGCCAGAUCCAUCCCAUAGCUCAAGCCUGAGCAAAGCAUUAUCAGAAAUGUCAAAGGGAUAUAUCCGCGUAAAAUUAAUUAAGGGUCAAACACACCGUGUCACAGAGUUAGACAGCCCUGUCGGGAGAUGAAUGUUGCCACUUGCUUCUCUAGUUAUACCAACUUUAGUAAUGACCGCACGAUAGCAAUACACAGCAGUCUGAGGAGCCAUAAACAAACCUCAACCAAAAUGCCGCCCUAUAGCCACAAAUGAUGCUCAGAACAGCACCUAACUUCAUUAACAGUACAUAUAGGGUCCCAGCCAUAGCACUAGCCACAGAACAUCUUUUGAACUUUGUGUAAUUUGUUUAGCGAAGAGACUAAACACAACUCACCUAUUCUCUUCCAGCAGCCACUUGUUUGUAGCGAGACCGCGGGACAGUCCAUUACGGACAAUAGCAGGGGGGGACGCAGCUCAAGGAAAAACAUUUAUGAUUUCUUUAUUAUUUCCUUGAAGUAAUAAUCACUGUAUUACCUCACUGCAGUGCAGAUUAUGAUCAUUUCCUCAUGGAAAUGCAGUCAGACCGAGACGCUAAGGCAGAAGAACUACCACUUCUGCAGUGCAAAACAAUAAAUAUGGUGAUUAUUACUUCAAGGUAAUGAUAAAGAAAUGACCAUAAAUGUUUUUCCUUGAGCUGCGUCUCCCCGCUAUUGUCCGUAAUGGACUGUACCGAGGUCUCGCUACAAACAAGUGGCUGCUGGAAGAGGGUAGGUGAGUUGUGUUUAGUCUCUUUGCUGAAGAAAUUAGGCAAAGUUCAAAAGAUGUUUGGUGGCUAGUACUAUGGCUGGGACCCCAUAUGUACUGUUCAUGAAGUUAAGUUGCUGUUCUGAGCAUCAUUUGUGGCUACAGAGUGGCUUUUUGGUUGAGGUUUGUGUGUGGCUCCUCAGACCGCUGUGUAUUGCUAUCAUGCAGAUGUUACUAAAGUUGGUUUAACUAAAGAAGCAUGUAGUCGGCAACAUUCAUCUCUCGAGGGGGAUGUCUAACUUGGUGUUGCGGUGUGUUUGACCCUAAAUAAAUUUUACACCGGAAUAUGACUUUAAGACUACUCUUGAAAGAGGAGAAGGUGUCUGCCUCUGAUCUUGACUGAUAGAUGAUGCCAAAGGCAAAGUGUAAAAAACCACAGGUACUACCUCCCACAAGGAUUUAACCCCCAGGUGGACUAAAUACUGUACUUUUUCAUGAGUUUAGUAGGGGCUAGUCUUAACCAAAGCUUAACCAAAAAGGUUUAAGCCUUGUAGUGUAAGGAGAGUGUCUGCCCCCCUGACCCUGACCUGGUGGAUGAGAGCCUAAAAAACUGGAGGCUCUACCUCCUGUACUACUUUUGGGGACUGGGAUUCACCCCCCAGUAAGACUUUGUGUGCGUGCAUGUACAUAGGAUUCUUUCGAGGGGUGUACAUGUGGCAUACAUGCUGUACACAAUUUUAUAUCUCUACCUUUUUUUUGGUCCAUUCUGCAAAUUUUUUUUUACUAUUCGCACUUUUAUGAAUUCAUUUUUUUCUCUAAAUGUGAGGCACAUUGUGUUGUCCCAAGUAUGGGAUCUUCUAUACAAAAAAGUUGUGACUGAACUUUGUGUCUUAUUUGAGAAGCACAUAUCCUGUAAAUUUGCCAAAAAAGCUAAAAAGAGGCAGAUUUUAUCUUUUGUUCAAUAAAGCCAUUCACCUUUGCACUCCUUGGUAAAUGGUUCUAUUAAGAACCAAUGAAAAGGAACAUUUGUUUUUAGUUUACAAAAAGUGGUUAUAUAAGUUACAUAAGUCACAGGACUUAAAUCACACACUUUGAAGAGAUGGUUGUUUUCAUGCUACUGUGCCAUUACUUUGGCGAAGGAAUUUUCUGUUUCCUUUAGCUAAAGAGCCAGCAAUAACAAGGAGCAGCCGCUUCAAAGCACAGAGGAAGACCAUUAUGCCUCAUUCCCCAUACUUAAUGGGAAUGCCUGUAGAAGGUCAGUGUUGUUUAAGAUGUCACCAUAAUGAUUCCAUCUGUGCGUGUCUGUCUCUGGCUUUCUGACGCAGCCAACGCUGGUGCCCGGGGUGAAUCUGCCUCAGUGAGGACGUACUCCUGUUGA